GGGUUUAUUGCUCAGAAUUUAGAUCAACAUGUGGACAGGGACCGCAAUGAUUUCCUUCCUGAUUCUUUUUAAAAGGGAACUUCAAGAUUUGGUAAGAAAGUGUCCUGCCCUGUAUGUGGGGGCUGAAAUUGUAACAUCUCUUUAGGACAUGGUUUUACAAUACCCUACACUCAUGUUUGGUGCUUCUGUUCCUUUCCUUCUCAUCCUGAUCCAAGUGUCUUCCUGCACCCUCAAAGUCACUGGUUACAUCGGGCAGGAUGUUACUUUGCCCUGCACAUAUGAUGCCCAAGCUAAUGGAAUCCUAAGUUUCUGCUGGGGACACGGGAAGGUGCCCCAAUUCAAGUGCAACAACAUGAUCCUCUCGUCGUAUUAUGGGGAUGUGACUUUUAGAGAGUCCCCCAGGUACCAGCUGCUGAGCCAAGUGACGCAGGGCAACGUUUCCUUGACCAUUCUUAAUGCUCAGAGAGGAGAUGCUGGCAACUACGGCUGCAGGGUGGAAAUUCCUGGGGUGUUUAACGACCAUAAGAUCAACAUACACCUGAUCAUGGAAGAAGAUGAGAUGAACGCUACAGGCUCAACCAAUGAGGAAAUACUCGGAGUCUUAUUAAAUAACAGCAACAUUGGAAGGAUUGCAGCUAUUUUCCUCCUCACCAUAAUCCUAAUCCUCAUCAUCAGAAGGAAGGUUCUGGCGAGGAGGACGACGGCGCCUCAGCAGUUCAGCAUCUUCACCGUUGAGAAUAUUUACAACACCAUCCCGGUGGAUAAAUGAUGCUCAGUGCCAGAACAACAGAGGAUACAAGAAAUGUCUUCUGAAUUUACUUCAUGUUAUAAAUCUCUCCAUAUUGUUGUCUUUUCAUCAGCUAUUUUAAAUCAUGCAAAUAGAAAAUUCUUUAAAACUAAAAAGGGAAAAAAUAAUCUCACUAAAGCAGCUUACAAUGUCUCACUGAUGGUGUUGAUGAUAAAUGUUGAUUCCUAAAAUUAAUUAAUCUGCUUUAAUUUAUUUGUGUUUGCUAUGAAAUAAUUGUGAUGUUUCACAGUCGUGGGCACAGUGCCACCUACUGGAAAAAACUAAAUAUUGUCAUUAACUAUGAAAUGUGACGGGUGAUAUAUGUACAUCUCUGCAUCUCUCUGUUCUUUUUUUUUUUUAUAAUUUAAGCACAUGUAUCCUAGAAUUACAUUAACUAGAGACUGUAUAUUACUAACAACGAAGUUUUAUUUCUUUGUACUUUUUGAUUAGUGGCUUGACUUUUAAUUUUUGAUGCUGUAUUUCUGUUUGGAGAAAUUUAAAUGAGCUUAGGCUCUUAAUGCAUAGCUCUCUAUGAGCGAAACUAAGCAGGGUUUAAAAUUGUUUGCUCUGUGUUGGAGGAACCACAAAUUUGGUUGAGAAAGAGGAAGCUGUCACACUCCACAGACUGAUGAAUUGUUUCUAAGCAGUCUGAAAAGUCCUUGGCUCGUUAAACGGUCACACUGUUUUUUUUUAACGCUGUUUGUAAUUACCAGUAACAGUUUGUUAAAAUUGAUCAAGUUUUGUGCAUUUAAACUUGAAUAAAACUUAUCUUCCUAA
Girardinichthys multiradiatus is the source of this 1564-nucleotide messenger RNA. Its product is annotated as hepatitis A virus cellular receptor 1 homolog. Bases 149 to 769 code for a protein of 206 amino acids. NCBI's taxonomy places the organism in Eukaryota, Metazoa, Chordata, Actinopteri, Cyprinodontiformes, Goodeidae. The transcript has 5 exons. The record is from RefSeq and is a predicted model, not a curated record.